Messenger RNA from Botrytis cinerea B05.10, 2242 nucleotides. RefSeq lists its product as hypothetical. Bases 334 to 1959 code for a protein of 541 amino acids. Lineage: Eukaryota; Fungi; Ascomycota; Leotiomycetes; Helotiales; Sclerotiniaceae. The transcript has 2 exons. The record is from RefSeq and is a predicted model, not a curated record.
GAGGGUGAAGUAGUGGUCGAUAAUGCAUGGUGGCGUCGUUGGUGAGUGGGGGCAUGGGGGUACAAUAACGCAUGGAUUGCGAUGUGAGCAGGUCCGACCUUUGCAUACAAUGGGUGCACACCAUUAUAAGCUGAGCUCCUAGAACGUACGACCACAACGCUAAACUGAUAAAGGAUAGCAACAACCCAGGUGAUAAUCGCGAAGACAGCGAGACAACUUUAGAAGAAUUCUUUUGGGCUAACAUAAAUACGAGAUAAACGUAUAUUGAAUGUGAACCAUCGAUGACCACAGCUUAUAUCCAAAACAAUCAAAGACCCGAGGCUAUUGUGCAAUAUGAUUGAAGAUAUAGGGUCGCUGAGUAACCAAGGGAGAAGGCUCCUCCCUAAUGUCGUUGACGAAUUAGGUGCGGGUGAUCCCAGUCGCAUUUUUGUAUCCAUACCCAAGUCCACAAAUAUUCAAGAUGGAUUUCGAGACGUUGAUUUCAGAGAUCUCUCUCGAGCUAUCAGUCGUUGCGCGUGGUGGAUAGAGGAAACCCUGGGAUGUAGCAGAAGCUUCGAGACGCUGAACUAUGUUGGACCUCAAGAUUUGCGGUACGUCAUACUGUUAUUUGCUGCUAUCAAGACUGGAUAUCAGAUGUUCUUCAGUUCUCCAUGGAACAGCGCCGAGGGACACGUCGCGCUCUUAGAAAAGUUGAAUUGUGAGAUUGUCUUGAUUCCAGAAGUUUUACCACCCAUAAUCCAGACAGUGCUCGCAAAGAGACAAAUGCGGACUCUAGAAAUUCAGAGUUUACAAAAGCUACUCGCAGAUGGUGAUGUACCGUUGUAUCCAUAUGAAAAGACCUUUGAGCAAGCGAGACAUGAACCAUACGUCGUAUUACACACUUCUGGUUCCACGGGGUUUCCUAAACCCAUCAUCUUAACCCACGGAACCAUCGCUCACCAUGACACGUUCAUGCUCAAAUCACCCGGUGAGACUCCAAUCGCACUUUCGUUAUACAGACACAAGAGAGUUUUUCUUGGGCUAGGGUUGUUCCACAGUGCCGCAUUAUGCUUCAUCGCAUUUUCCAUCUAUUCCGACACCAAGUUGGUGCUUGCCCCACCUGGUCCAAUGACUGCCGAGAUAGCGAACUCUAUCCACGUAUAUGGAAAUCUUGAAGCAAGUUUCAUCAGUCCUGCAACUUUGGCCCCAAUUGCGAAGAAUCCCAUCUACCUCGAAAACAUUCGGAAGCUUCGCUACCUGAAUUAUGGAGGUGGCCCACUUCCAAGAGAAAUCGGAAACGUGUUGAAAUCGUACACCCAUCUUUUUGUCAAUUUUGGCGCCACAGAAACGGGGUUCUUUGCUCUCCAAAUCACAGAUGCAGACGAUUGGGAAUAUGUGAAUUUCAGUUCACGAAUGGGUCUGCAACUUCGACCUUUUGUUGGAGAGCUCUAUGAACUAUAUUUUGUUCGUGACCCAGAGCUUGAGCUUUCACAAGGAAUCUUCUCAACAUUUCCCCAUCUCACUGAGUACUCGACUAAGGAUCUCUUUUCAAAGCAUCCAACUAAGGAGAACCUAUGGUUGUUUGAGGGACGCUCCGAUGAUGUGAUUGUCUGUUCUACCGGACAAAAGAUCAACCCGAUGACAAUAGAAAAUCUACUCAAUGCGCAUCCCUCUGUAGUUGCAGCAGUAGUCUGUGGACAAGGAAGAAUGCAGGUUUCCUUGCUUAUAGAAGCAAGAAAUACACCAAGAAACGAGGAUGAAAGGAAUACUCUAGUGAAUGAGAUUUGGCCCACGAUUGAAUUAGGGAACGAGAAACAGCAAAGUCAAGGAAGAAUUACAAAGGGUCUAAUUGCUUUUGCAGCAGCUGAUAAACCUAUGGUCAGAGCGGGUAAAGGGACGAUCUUACGCAAAAUAACAGAGGAUCUGUAUCGAGAAGAGUUGGAUAAGAUGUACUCGACAUUAAAGGAUACUCCGUUCUGAAGUUUCAGAUAACGCCCCGGGAGAAUUUCCAAUGAUCAGACAUUCCAGACAUCUCCCCUGUAAUUAGGAUACAUCAAUGGUAAAAUGGACGAUUCGUAAGCAGCAACCCGUCUGGUAACUCGCUUGAUUACUCAAAAGGGGUAGACACCUUGAAGGAGAAACGGAGAAAGUUAAAGAUUAAAUCGAAAUCUCAAAUUGACACAGUAAACACGAAGCACAUUCCGAAAAUCUGAACCCUGCAACAAAACAGGACUGGAAUAGGAGGAAAUAAUUGCAGUCUUCA